AUGGGUCGCAGCUACCGCACCUACCUCGCCGGCGAGACCGUCUACGUCUGCCGCGGCUGCGGCAACCACCUCGCCGUGCAGGAAAGCGUCAUGAGCCGUAACUUCACCGGCCAGCACGGCAGGGCGUACCUCUGCCGCCAUGUCGUCAACGUUUACACCUCGGCCGAGGCCGAGGACCGCACGAUGCGCACAGGCAAGCACACCGUGCGCGACUUGUACUGCAGCGUCUGCCACCACGUGUUGGGGUGGAAGUAUGACUUUGCGUACGAGCCAGGCGAGAAGUACAAGGAGGGCAAGUUUAUCAUUGAGCGCGAGAUGAUCGUCGAGCGCCCAGAGGGCAAGCGCAACCUCGACAAGCCUGUUAUCGAGGAGGUCGUUGUGCGGCAGGUC
Messenger RNA from Cutaneotrichosporon oleaginosum, 390 nucleotides. RefSeq lists its product as uncharacterized. Lineage: Eukaryota; Fungi; Basidiomycota; Tremellomycetes; Trichosporonales; Trichosporonaceae. The record is from RefSeq and is a predicted model, not a curated record.